This is a messenger RNA of Lindgomyces ingoldianus, 1412 nucleotides long. RefSeq lists its product as uncharacterized. Gene Ontology annotation, biological process: canonical NF-kappaB signal transduction. Bases 76 to 1149 code for a protein of 357 amino acids. Lineage: Eukaryota; Fungi; Ascomycota; Dothideomycetes; Pleosporales; Lindgomycetaceae. The record is from RefSeq and is a predicted model, not a curated record. The transcript has a single exon.
CGCCACUCCAAAUCGACAACCUUCACCAACCGCUACACAUGACGUCUCAGCCACUGCGAAACCACAUCCCCCACCAUGGAGGUCCCUCCUAGCGACCGCCGUGUUGAGGACGAGUACGCCAAAUCCCGCUCCUCCAAAUUUCGCUUCAAGUCGGAGUCAGAACCCAAAUCGAAGCGCUCCUCCCGCCUAGAUUCACAUGAAGAUGAUGAUAGAAGGCGCUCUAAGCGUCAUAGGUCAGACAGAGACCACUCGUCACACCACCCAUCGCGCCGCCGGCACAUUCGUUCCAAACGUAGCAGAAGCAAGAAAUCGCCUGCAACCUUGCACGGCUACUCUUUCACUGAACAAAAUGGGGACUACGCAGAUCCAGCGCAUAGGCAUCGAGAGUCUCUGUACGAUGCACUGGACCCCGAUACCUCUUCCGGCGACUAUCUGGAUCCCGGAAUCGCCUUUCGGGAGUCUCUAUUCGACGCUCUAGCCGACGACGAAGGGGCCGCCUACUGGGAGGGUGUCUAUGGCCAGCCUAUCCACAACUACCCAAAUACGAAGACCGGACCAGGAGGCGAACUAGAGCAAAUGGACGAGGACGAGUACAUCGACUAUGUGAGGAAGAAAAUGUGGGAGAAGAGUCACGCGCACAUCCUUGAAGAGCGCGAGGAGAGAGAACGGGCCCGGAAGGCGCAGAAGAAAGCCAAGCAUGAAAUGCAAGAGGAAGCAGUAAGACUAGACGCGGAACGAGAGGCUUUCCAGCACCGGGUGGAAGCAAGCCUGAAGCGUGGCGAGGAGCGGAAGAAGGCCAAAGAGGUUGAAGCGGCUUGGGCAAAGUACCUGCAGAAGUGGGAUGAGCUGAAGAGUAAUUCUAUACUUUCCCAGCAAGCGGAAGCUCGAGUCCGUCAGCUCAUUCCAUGGCCUGUUGUUUCCGGAAAGUGCAAACAUGUCACCAAGGAAGAAAUCGAGUACUUCCUCCAAAACUCGAGCGCGUGGCGCGACGAUGCAGCAGCACUUUUGAAAGUAGAGCGAGUGAGAUGGCAUCCCGACAAAAUGCAGCAACGCUUUGGUCAGCACAUCGACAUCGAAUCGAUGCAAUCGGUAACCGUCGUUUUCCAGGUUAUUGAUAAGCUGUGGAACGAGUGGAAGGGACGUGCAUAACCGGUCAUCAUUUCCCAGGCAUUUCAACGCACCAUUCUCCUUGAUAUCGCGCAUGUCACUCACGGGAGAUUGCCUCCUCCAAGGUUAGUAUCCAAGCAAUUCAGCAUCAUUUACGGCUUCCUCAACGCAAAGCCGGAUUCAAGACUCUGUGGAGUGGUAAUGAGAAGACGAUGACAUGAAUUUUCUUUCCCAAGAUACCCUUAUGGCUCCUUUAGACGGUAAUUGCUUUCCUUGCCCCAUAAUAAUAUCCACUUCCAGUUUUC